Molecule: messenger RNA, 1602 nt
Organism: Colletes gigas
Lineage: Eukaryota; Metazoa; Arthropoda; Insecta; Hymenoptera; Colletidae
Product: solute carrier family 35 member E2A-like
Exons: 5
Coding region: 399-1499 (366 amino acids)
Cellular component (GO): Golgi apparatus
Molecular function (GO): antiporter activity
Source: RefSeq, a predicted model, not a curated record
UCAUGGUUCAUGACUAUAAGCACGCAAAAGUCGGCAAAAGUAAUGUUCUGGUUAUCAGUGCCACAUAUGCACAUAUGUAUAUAGUGUAAACGAAUUCCAUAUGCACUGGUUUGUCAAAAUGCGAUAACCGUAAUAUUACUAUGAUUAAUCAAAUAGGAAACAGUGUACCAGCAUUAUCAGCAGAUUAUUACAAGAUUACUCGUAAUACUCAACAUACUAAUACAAUCCUUACCGUGAAUUUAAAAAAUUCUGAGAACAUAACCUAGUUCACGUCUGGGAAAAACAUACGACUAUCAAUAUCAUUCUAGCCGGACAUACUGAAGAUGUGAUCUUACUGGUAAAGUAGGAUUUGUCAGAUCUACGUAAUGCUAUAACAUUUUGUUUCAAAGGGAAGUGUAAUGGAAAAUCAUUCCGUUCGCAUAAAUUAUUCUUUAACACCUCGCGAUACAGAACAACCAUUAAUACAUGAUAGUCAAACUAAACAAUACGUAGAGAACAGUAAAAAGCGCGAGGAAAUAAUAGUUUUGACAAGUGAAGCAAAGGGUGGUUUGUUUAAUCCCAGAGCUUUGCUAUUUUUAACAUUAUGGUACUUCUUCAGCGGAUGUACUUUGUUCUUGAACAAGUACAUAUUAUCUUACAUGGAAGGAAAUCCUACAAUUUUAGGUGCUUGUCAAAUGUUAAUGACAGCAGUUUGUGGAUUUAUACAAAUGUAUUUUCCAUGUGGAAUGUACAAAGCAAGCCCUAGAUUAGUAAGACCAUCAGGUUUUUAUAAGCACAUGAUACUGGUAGGAUGUACAAGAUUUAUAACUGUAGUUCUAGGAUUAGUAUCGCUCAAUUAUGUAGCAGUGAGUUUCACAGAAACUAUUAAAAGUAGUGCACCACUUUUUACCGUCCUUAUUAGCAGAUAUUUAUUAGGAGAACAUACAGGGUUAUAUGUAAAUUUAUCUUUGAUUCCUGUAAUGGGUGGUCUAGCUCUAUGUUCUGUGAAUGAAAUCAGUUUUGAUCUCAGGGGGUUUGUUGCUGCUAUGGCUACAAAUGUAACAGAAUGUUUGCAAAAUGUUUAUUCCAAAAUGUUAAUCAGUGGUGAUAAUUUUAAAUACACACCAGCGGAGUUGCAAUUUUAUACCAGUUUAGCAUCAAUUGUGGUACAAAUACCAGUGUCAAUUUUAUUAGUAGAUUUACCAACACUUGAGCAUUCCUUAACUUUUAAACUAUUCACUGCAUUCCUCCUUAAUGGAGUUUUCUUCCAUUUUCAAAGUAUCACUGCAUAUGUACUUAUGGAUUACAUCAGUCCUGUGACACACAGUGUCGCUAAUACGGCAAAGAGAGCAUUUUUAAUUUGGCUUUCUGUUUUGUUAUUUAACAAUCCGGUAACUGGUUUAUCGGCUAUGGGAACAUCCUUGGUAAUAGCGGGAGUAUUACUAUAUAAUCGCGCACAAGAAUAUGAUAGAUUAAACAAAGCAAAAUUACGAUAUAGUUCAAAAGUUAAUUUACAGUAAUAUAAUUCUAAAGUUAAUAAAAAUUUAUAUUCGAUAAAAAUAGGUGUUUGUAUUAAGCACGUUAUGUCACUAAAAAUUAAAACAAAUUUAGUACUAAUUUUUA